AGAUACACCUCUCGCUGUGAUUGGUUGUUCGCUGCAAGCACUCCACUCGAUCCGAGGGUUGAAGGUGAUAUUUGUCCUACGGUGUCUACGGUUUUCCAUCGCGAUUAUGUCAUCCUGUGCCCUCUACAGCACGCGCACACAUCUGUGCAGACAUCUGACACAUAAAUAUCUGUGCAGGACCUACACCACACGACCAUCUCUAAAUGAAGUUGUCAUUGUCAGUGCUGUCAGAACCCCAAUGGGGUCUUUUAAAGGAAGCCUCUCCACCGUUCCUGCGACCAAGCUGGGAUCCAUAGCCAUAAAAGGAGCCAUUGAGCGAGCAGGAAUCCCUGUGGAGGAGGUGAAGGAAGUGUACAUGGGCAAUGUGUUGCAGGCAGGUGAAGGACAAGCACCAACCCGGCAAGCUCUUCUGGGCGCAGGCCUCUCACUGUCCACUCCAGCAACGACGAUCAACAAAGUCUGUGCCUCUGGGAUGAAGUCCAUCAUGAUGGCCGCUCAAAGUCUCAUGUGUGGACAUCAGGAUGUCAUGGUUGCUGGUGGAAUGGAGAGCAUGUCUCAGGUUCCCUAUGUUAUGGCCAGAGAAACGCCUCCUUAUGGAGGAGUGAAGAUGGAGGAUCUGAUUGUAAAGGAUGGAUUGACAGAUGUCUAUAACAAAUUCCACAUGGGAAACUGUGCCGAAAACACAGCCAAAAACAGCUGCAUCUCCAGAGAGGAGCAGGACGCGUUUGCCAUUAACUCUUACAGCCGCAGCAAAGCAGCAUGGGAGUCUGGUAUCCUGGCCAAGGAAAUAGUUUCUGUUAGCAUCCCUCAGAGAGGGAAACCAGACAUUGUUGUGAAGGAAGAUGAAGAGUAUAGAAAGGUCGACUUCAGCAAAGUCCCCAAACUGAAGACUGUGUUCCAGAAAGAGAAUGGCACUGUGACGGCCGCUAAUUCUAGCACACUAAACGAUGGUGCAGCUGCACUCGUGCUAAUGACAGCGGAUGCAGCAAAGAGGCUAAACUUAACACCACUCGCAAGGAUUGCUGCUUUUGCUGAUGCCGCCGUCGCCCCAAUCGAUUUCCCUAUCGCUCCAGCCUUUGCCGUCCCCAAGGUCCUGAAGGCAGCAGGUGUGCAGAAAGAAGACAUUGCCAUGUGGGAGAUCAAUGAAGCCUUUAGUGUCGUGGUUCUGGCCAACAUCAAGAUGUUAGACAUCGACCCCAACAGAGUCAAUAUCAAUGGCGGAGCAGUCUCCCUCGGACAUCCAAUUGGGAUGUCGGGGGCAAGAAUCGUAGGACACAUGGUGCAUAAUCUAAAAUCAGGGCAGUAUGGACUUGCUGGAAUCUGCAACGGAGGCGGCGGCGCCUCUUCUAUUCUGAUCCAGAAAUAUUAGGACUGUUAAUCUCAUGACGUUAACAGAAUGUAUGAUGUAGCAAUUCUUAGACUACACCAUAAGUAUCUCCAUGCCUAUAGCCUUACUGUGAGCUCUUGUUCUCUCCAUUCAUGGUCACUCCUGUUUUUCACUAAAGACUAAUUUUUUGAGGCUCACUCAGUGAUCACUGGACAUGUAGUGUUCUCAAAUAGAAGUAUUUAUUCCAAACAUUUAUUUUUCAUAGUUUUGUUUUGAUGAAAGGGUUUAGAUUGUUAAAAUCUGUAACUGAAAUAAAAGAGAUUGUUGAUUGUU
Xyrauchen texanus (razorback sucker) is the source of this 1660-nucleotide messenger RNA. RefSeq names its product acetyl-CoA acetyltransferase 1 (gene acat1). The record is from RefSeq and is a predicted model, not a curated record. Lineage: Eukaryota; Metazoa; Chordata; Actinopteri; Cypriniformes; Catostomidae. The coding region runs from base 107 to 1369 and encodes 420 amino acids. The transcript is spliced from 12 exons. Gene Ontology annotation, biological process: fatty acid beta-oxidation. Gene Ontology annotation, molecular function: acetyl-CoA C-acetyltransferase activity.